CCUAUUUUUAGGCACCUUCCAUCUAAAAUGGUACCUGGCUACAUACGAUUUAAAUAGCAGUGGGAACCAUAAUCAUGUAUGAUCUACACAAUAUAUAUAAGUCUGCACAGAAUGGAAAUUUGUCUUUUUUCCAGGAACACAUCAAUGAAAAGUUGUUCAAAGAAACAGUUUUCAUCAGCAGUUAUGCAAAAUCUGGUGAUACAGUCCUGCACUAUGCUGUUAGACACGGCCAUUUUGAUUUGGUCAAAUAUCUUGUGGAUGAAGGUUUCAAUCUUGAACUAGGAAAUUUUGAUGGAAAGAGGCCAUUACAUGAAGCAGCACAUUUUGGGCAAGCAGUUUGCCUAAAAUUUCUGUUAACGAAGGGUGUCAAUGUGGAUGCUUUAAAAAGAGCAGACUGGACACCCUUGAUGUUAGCCUGCACCAAAGAUGAUCUAACCGUUGUCCAGAUUUUAGUAGAAAACAGAGCAAACUUACAUUUGAAAAACAAAGAUGGCUGGAACUGCUUUCAUAUUGCUGUCAGAGAAGGGCAUUUACCAAUUGUUCAGUAUCUACUGAAGCAAGACACAUCACUAUGGGAUACAGCCAGUAAGAAUGGGCGGACACCACUUCAUACAGCAGCUCUUCAUGGUCGUAAUGAUGUUUUGGAGUAUUUACUGGAUGUGUGUCAAUAUGGGACUGACAUGAAAGACAGUUGUGGCUCCACACCCCUCAUGGAUGCUCUUAGGAUCCAGGAUGUUGAUGCGGCCAAACUGCUCAUCUCUAAACAUCAGACUGAUGUCAUGAUGGAAGAUAAUCUAGGUCGCCAGGCUCUUCAUAUAGCAUCACAGACAGGUGCUUGUAAAUCUGUGCAGUUACUUGUAGAGCAUUGUAAGGUCAACCCUGCUGGAACAUGUUCUACAAAUGGUGCUACAGCUCUUCAUAUAGCUGCUAAGGAAGGCCAUGUUGGUGUUUUAAAACUGUUGUUGGACUUUGGUGUUAACAGCAAUGUCAUUGAUGCUAAGGGAAGAACAG
Ruditapes philippinarum (Manila clam) is the source of this 1011-nucleotide messenger RNA. RefSeq names its product ankyrin repeat domain-containing protein 16-like. Lineage: Eukaryota; Metazoa; Mollusca; Bivalvia; Venerida; Veneridae. The record is from RefSeq and is a predicted model, not a curated record. Gene Ontology annotation, molecular function: protein binding.